AUCCGUCCCUGCCUUUCGUUCUUACCACUGACACGAGUCAGUAUGGCAUAAGUGUUGUUUUAUAGCAAAACAAUGACAAUGGAUAUAGGCCCGUAGAGUUCAUGUCCGCCAGGAUGCCUUUAGAGAAGGUGGCGACAUCCACCUAUGAGAGGGAACUCUACGCUCUCAGGCAAGCAUUAGAUCACUGGAAGCACUACUUGCUUGGGAGGCACUUCAAACUCUAUUCAGACCACGAGACUCUACGGUGGUUGAAGACGCAGGCCAAGAUGACACCUAAGCUUACUAGGUGGGCCGCUGAGUUAGAUCAGUACGACUUUGAACUUAAGCCUGUUAAAGGGAAGUACAAUGUAGUAGUGGACGCUCUGAGUAGGAGAGCUGAUUACUUUGGGGCAAUAGUUUACUAUCUGGAUAUAGGGAGAGACCUGCAGCAGAAAGUUAGAGAGGCAUAUGCAGAGGACCCUAUCUAUAGUGACCUCCUCAAGAGAGUUAGGGAGGCCCCAGAGUUCGAACCAGACUACCGCACUACUGAUGGCUUAUUAUUCGAGAAGACUAAUGUAGUUGACCGCCUGUGCGUUCCCAACAGUGAAGAGAUCCGUAGUUUGAUCUUAGGGGAAUGCCAUGAUACAGAGGGACACUUUGGUUGGCAAAAGACACUAGCUAACCUCAUGCGUGCGUACAUCUGGCCUGGUAUGAAGGCGGACUUUAUAGAGUAUGUCCGGAGUUGUAAAGUCUGUCUGCGGAACAAGACUACUACACGAACCCCUCUUGGUCUUCUCAGACCAUUGCGUAUUUCAGACAGAACCGGAGAUUCUGUGUCCAACGACUUUAUGGAUACUCAGACCAGUGAAGUCAUGGUCAUAGUAGAUAGACCUAGCAAGUAUGCAGUUGUUGUUCCUUUGCCUGCAGAGGCACGCACAGACUUAGUAGUUGAAAAGUUUUUUGACCAUUGGGUCAGUGAGCAUGGUAUACCGCUGUUGAUAGUUAGUGACAGGGAUACCAGAUUCACUAGUCAGAACUGGCAGGAGCUGAUGAAAGUCUAUGGCUCAAAGUUGUUGAUGUCAUCUGGUCGUCAUCCUGAGACUAACGGCCAGACUGAACAGAUGAACAAACUCCUGCAGCAAGUUCUUAGAAUGUACAUUAGGCCCGAUCAGAUCAACUGGGAUGAGAUGCUCACAAAGGUAGCCAGUGCCUACAAUAAUAUUGUGCACUUAUCUACGUGUCGCACUCCCAAUGAAUUGCACAAGUCCUUUAGACCGCGCAGACCAUUUGAAGGACUUAACCGGGAUCAGAUUCAGAGGCUACCGCCCGGUACACGAGAGUUCACGAUACAGCACGAAAAAGCGAUAGCUACCGUAGUUGACAACCUCAGGAAAGCCCAGCACAGAAUGAUAGAGCAAGCUAACAAGCACCGUCCCCCCUCACAGUUUCAAGUAGGCGACUUAGUCUGGGUCAAGUCAAAAGAGUUUGCUCCUGAGGAGACCAUCUCACAGAAGUUGUUACCUGCGUAUAGAGGACCGUGGCCAGUCCUAGAAGUCAACUGCGGAGAGGAUGGACUGUCCUAUACUGUCGAGAUUCCAGCACACCUCGACACCUACCCAGUGUUCCAUGCGUCAAAGCUGUUGCCUUGCGUCACAAGUCAACAGUUUCCAUCUCGCAGAUCUAUGAUUCCUCCAGAUAUGGAGGUAGAGGUCGUCCACAAAAGCAGUAUGAACAUGGGUAGCUCCAAGGCAGGCAUGGUGGGUUCCAAGGCAGGCAUGGGGGGCUCCAAGGCAGGCAUGAGGGGUUCCAAGGCAGGCAUGAGUGGUUCCAAGGCAGGCAGAGGGGGUUUCAAGGCAGGCGCGAGGGGUUCCAUGGUGGGUAUGGGGGACAGUGAUGGAGAAAUGGAGAUCAAACUGGUCCCGAAGUACCUAGAGAGCUUAUUGGGCUCCGAACGGGGCCGAGAUUUGCGGAUAGACGUGCACCCUUGGAAGCCAUGGGUGCUGUUCACACAUGACGGGAGAACAGUGCAGAUAUGGAACUAUGAAAAUAGGACACUGGUUGCCUUUUGGCGAGUCCGCAAGGGGCAUGAUGCCCGGGAAGCUAAAUUCAUAGCGCAGAAAGAUUGGAUUGUAGUGAGGCAUUCCCAGGGUUUUGUUGUGUACGAAAUUGAUGCUUCGGACCUCCCGCGUAUCACAGCAGGCACGGAAUCGUACGAAAGAGAGGCUCUAGACUUCCCAAUCGUCGCAGCACAAGACACACCGUUUGUGAACAAGAUGGCAGUCCAUCACAGUUUGCCGUAUAUAUUGACAGGUUGUGCGAGCAUUUCGUUAUGGAAUUGGGAGCGGGAAUGGGAACUGACUACAUUCAGGGGUCACACUCAACCGGUAACCGACGUGACAUGCCAUCCGACGGAUUCGUUUGUCCUCGCAAGCGCCUCGUACGAUGGCACGGUCAAAGUAUGGGAUAUGGAAAGCAAGUCUGUUAUGCGAACCCUUCAAGGUGAUGGCAUGAAGAGGGCUAAUGCGGUCCAAUUCUGCACCGGGCAGGAGAAGAAGCUGCUCGUGUCCACAACAAACUGUUUGGAACCCUUCGCACGGGUCUGGGACUACGAGAGCGGCGUUUGCGUCGCCAAACUACAAGGGUCCGGGAUCGCCUUCUCCUUCUUCCAUCCGCACUUGCCGUACAUUUUUACGGCAGCAAAGAGUGGAGAAGUCAAAUUGUGGAGAGAGUCAAAUUAUGAGCUGGUGUCAUCCCAUUAUCCCAGAACCAGCACGGCGCAUGGUUCUGUUGUGGGGAUAACUCCAUGCAAGAGUUCCAACAUGCUCAUUCUUGGGCUACGAGGACGGUUCUCAGUAGUUGAGAUCCAAGUCGCAGCAAAUGAAAGCAUGAGAAAGGAGGGACAGAGACAGAGGCCGGGAGAGGAAUGUGUUUCCACGAAAGAUGUCCUCAUAGAGACCCCUUUCAGUGUCAUUGAUGGGCCACCAGGAGGGGUGCUAGGAAAGAAUGGUAUGGGGGAGAUGGGGAAUCUGGUUGGCGAUGCCAAGCUGAAAAUCAAGAUGGAAGAAGAAAUCCAUGUCCACACACCUCUCAGCAGCGCCAUUGAUGAACCGGGAUUGGUGUUAGGAAACAAUAAUAUGGAAGAGUUAGAGAACCAGGCAGUGAGCGUCAAGAUAGAAUCCGAGAGGGAGAUGGAGCUGACGAUGAUCGAUAUGGAGCAGCUACAAUGCCGGAGACCAGUUGACGGUUUCAAAGCAGGGUGUCGUCAGAACGAUGUGGAGAGACUCCAGGCGAAGAGGAUCCAGCAACUAGAGGAGGAGGUCUUCACGGUGAUUGAUAUGGAGCAGCUACAGUGCAGGAGACCGCUUGACGGUUUGAGAGCAGAGUAUCGCCAGAACGACGUGGAGAGCAUCCAGGCGAAGAGGGUUGGGCAACUAGAUGAGGAGGUGUUGACGGUGAUCGAUGUGGAGCAGCUGCAAUGCAAGAGACCGCUUGACAGUUUGAGAGAAGAGUAUUAUCAGAACCAUGUGGAAAGCGCCCAGGCAAAGAGGGUCCGGCAACUAGAAGAGGAGGUCUUGACUUUGAAGGAAGAGAGAGAGGAGGUGGGAAGAGAACUCGACAAAUUCAAGGUGAUGAAUCAGCAGUUGCAGGUCGCCUUGCUCAAGGAGGUCGCAAAGCAAAUGAGAUCGGACGAAUCGUCGGCAGCACGACUCACAAAGCCGGCGGAGGUCGCUAGGCGAAUAAGGUCGGAUGAAUCGACAGCCACACGACUAGCGAAGCCUGUCCAACAGCUGAAGGAAAUUGAACUGAAAUGGAAGAAAGCGCACGACUAUUUGAAAGGAGAGUAUCAGAUCAAAGAGAGAAUUCAGGCAAAGUUGGUCCAGGAGCUAAAAGAUAAGGUCCAGAAUCUCAUGGCAGAUAGACAAGCAGUGGGAAGAGAGCUUGAAAACUUCAAGGUGAGAAGCGGCAAGUGGGAACAAAUUGCGCGAAAGGAGGUCGAUGAGCGACAGGUGUCGACUGAGUCAAAACCACGACUAUCGAAGAGGGUCCAGGAGCUGAAGGAUGAUAAUGUCCGAAAUGCUUUGGCUGAUAGGGAAGCAGUGGAGAAAAAAGACCUUGAAAACUGCAAUCGGAUGAAUGGGAAGCAGCAACGUAUAAAGCAGCCGAAGGGAAAGGAUGUCAAUGAGCGACAUAUAUCGAGCGGAUCGAGACCACGAUUAACGAAGAGAGCCCUAGAGCUGGAGGCCGAGAAAGAGAGACAGGUUGGCGCGCGGAAGAGACUCAAGCUGAGGAUUCGAGAACUUGAGUAGGGAUGUUUUGAAAAACAUAUCCAGCGGCGAUGAUUUGAAAACUGCUUGCCGUGGUGGAGACCAUCAGACAAAGAAAGACAACUUUGAUUUCUCUCAAAGUUUUCCCUCAAAUAGUCCAUGAUGCCAAACAGAAAGACAACUUCGAUUUCGAAAGGAAGUGCAGCGAUGGAGGUUGUCACCGACGUGUUUACCGGGGUAAACUGCAUGAUGGUUCUUCUGUUUGAGCUGCAGUUCGCAGGAAGAGGUCGAGAUUGCCGAGUUGAUGACAGAGCUGGUGGAUAGGAUGAAGAUGCUGCGGCACUCCUGUCUGCUAUCAGCAGAGAGAGAGAGAGAGAGAGAGAGAGAGAGAGAGAGAGAGAUGCAAAGGACGCUCGCAUCUAGAUCUUGCUUGGUCAAGGGAUAGCUAGCGCUUGGAAGUCAAAUGGUGAGCGCUUAUGAUUGGUUUGGGUUGGAAAUCAAACAGGAAAGCAACU
This is a messenger RNA of Chara braunii, 4759 nucleotides long. NCBI's taxonomy places the organism in Eukaryota, Viridiplantae, Streptophyta, Charophyceae, Charales, Characeae. The record is from the annotation of a GenBank genome assembly.